Molecule: messenger RNA, 180 nt
Organism: Penicillium soppii
Lineage: Eukaryota; Fungi; Ascomycota; Eurotiomycetes; Eurotiales; Aspergillaceae
Exons: 2
Coding region: 1-180 (59 amino acids)
Source: RefSeq, a predicted model, not a curated record
AUGCCCAUUCUGUGGGCAAUGUACUUCCUGAACUGUAAAUCACAAAGGGCCAACCUGGUUUGGUCACGCGAUGGCGGACCCCAGAAAACACGCCAAAUUACUCAUGAUCGCAUCCAAAGGGACAUGGUCGAUGGGCAAGGAAAAGCUGGAGCUCCAACAGCCGGGGAAUCGCUCGUAUAG